CAGCAGAAUGGAAGUGAGGAAAGGCAAUCAGCUGACACAGGAGCCAGAGUGAGACCAGCAGACUCUCACAGUCAACCUGCACCAUGAAUUUGUGUCUAUUUUCUACGCAUUAAGAGCCAAGGACAGGUGAAGUUGCUGGAGAGCAAUGGCUGUCUUUACUCCGUGGAAGUUGUCCUCUCAGAAGCUGGGCUUUUUCCUGGUGACUUUUGGCUUCAUUUGGGGUAUGAUGCUUCUGCACUUUACCAUCCAGCAGCGAACUCAGCCUGAAAGCAGCUCCAUGCUGCGUGAGCAGAUCCUGGACCUCAGCAAAAGGUACAUCAAGGCACUGGCAGAAGAAAACAGGAAUGUGGUGGAUGGGCCAUAUGCUGGAGUCAUGACAGCUUAUGAUCUGAAGAAAACCCUUGCUGUGUUAUUAGAUAACAUUUUGCAGCGCAUUGGCAAGUUGGAGUCGAAGGUGGACAAUCUUGUUGUCAAUGGCACCGGAACGAACUCAACCAACUCCACCACAGCUGUUCCCAGCUUGGUUGCACUUGAGAAAAUUAAUGUGGCAGAUAUCAUUAACGGAGCUCAAGAAAAAUGUGUAUUGCCUCCUAUGGACGGCUACCCCCACUGUGAGGGAAAGAUCAAGUGGAUGAAAGACAUGUGGCGUUCAGAUCCCUGCUACGCAGACUAUGGAGUGGAUGGGUCCACCUGCUCUUUUUUUAUUUACCUCAGUGAGGUUGAAAAUUGGUGUCCUCAUUUACCUUGGAGAGCAAAAAAUCCCUACGAAGAAGCUGAUCAUAAUUCAUUGGCGGAAAUUCGUACAGAUUUUAAUAUUCUCUACAGUAUGAUGAAAAAGCAUGAAGAAUUCCGGUGGAUGAGACUACGGAUCCGGCGAAUGGCUGACGCGUGGAUCCAAGCAAUCAAGUCCCUGGCAGAAAAGCAGAACCUUGAAAAGAGAAAGCGGAAGAAAGUCCUCGUUCACCUGGGACUCCUGACCAAGGAAUCUGGAUUUAAGAUUGCAGAGACAGCUUUCAGUGGUGGCCCUCUUGGUGAAUUAGUUCAGUGGAGUGAUUUAAUUACAUCUCUGUACUUACUGGGCCAUGACAUUAGGAUUUCAGCUUCACUGGCUGAGCUCAAAGAAAUCAUGAAGAAGGUUGUAGGAAACCGAUCUGGCUGCCCAACUGUAGGAGACAGGAUUGUUGAGCUCAUUUAUAUUGAUAUUGUAGGACUUGCUCAAUUCAAGAAAACUCUUGGACCAUCCUGGGUUCAUUACCAGUGCAUGCUCCGAGUCCUCGAUUCAUUUGGUACUGAACCCGAAUUUAAUCAUGCAAAUUAUGCCCAAUCGAAAGGCCACAAGACCCCCUGGGGAAAAUGGAAUCUGAACCCUCAGCAGUUUUAUACCAUGUUCCCUCAUACCCCAGACAACAGUUUUCUGGGGUUUGUGGUCGAGCAGCACCUGAACUCCAGUGACAUCCACCACAUUAAUGAAAUCAAAAGGCAGAACCAGUCCCUUGUGUAUGGCAAAGUGGAUAGCUUCUGGAAGAAUAAGAAGAUCUACUUGGACAUUAUUCACACAUACAUGGAAGUGCAUGCAACUGUUUAUGGCUCCAGCACAAAGAAUAUUCCCAGUUACGUGAAAAACCACGGUAUCCUCAGUGGACGAGACCUGCAGUUUCUUCUUCGAGAAACCAAGUUAUUUGUUGGACUUGGGUUCCCUUACGAGGGCCCAGCUCCCCUGGAGGCUAUCGCAAAUGGAUGUGCUUUUCUGAAUCCCAAGUUCAACCCACCCAAAAGUAGCAAAAACACAGACUUUUUCAUUGGCAAGCCAACUCUGAGAGAGCUGACAUCCCAGCAUCCUUACGCUGAAGUUUUCAUCGGGCGGCCACAUGUGUGGACUGUUGACCUCAACAAUCAGGAGGAAGUAGAGGAUGCAGUGAAAGCAAUUUUAAAUCAGAAGAUUGAGCCAUACAUGCCAUAUGAAUUUACAUGCGAGGGGAUGCUACAGAGAAUCAAUGCUUUCAUUGAAAAACAGGACUUCUGCCAUGGGCAAGUGAUGUGGCCACCCCUCAGCGCCCUGCAGGUCAAGCUUGCUGAGCCCGGGCAGUCCUGCAAGCAGGUGUGCCAGGAGAGCCAGCUCAUCUGCGAGCCCUCUUUCUUCCAGCACCUCAACAAGGACAAGGACAUGCUGAAGUACAAGGUAACCUGCCAAAGCUCAGAGCUGGCCAAGGACAUCCUGGUGCCCUCCUUUGACCCCAAGAAUAAGCACUGUGUGUUUCAAGGUGAUCUCCUGCUCUUCAGCUGUGCAGGUGCCCACCCCAGGCACCAGAGGGUCUGCCCCUGCCGGGACUUCAUCAAGGGCCAGGUGGCUCUCUGCAAAGACUGCCUAUAGCAGCUACCUGCUCAGCCCUGCACCAUGCUGCUGGGGAAGACAGUGGCCCCAGCCCCAUCAGGCAGGGCCAGGGACAGAAGUAAUCCAGGGACUCUGGCAAGAGCCUGAACUUUUUGGUAGAAGGUUCUGAUGUGGUAUUGCCCUUGCUGCACUCCGAGCAACCCAGUGGAGUCUUCACCAAAACAAAACAAGAGCAUAUGUCAGGCCAGGAGCCUGGCUUGUCCCUGGCACAAUGUCAUUUCUGUUUCUCAAGGAGCAACUGUGGGAAGACUGUUACUGCAGCUGCUCCAGGGCAAAAGAAAGUCUCAAGAGUCCUUUAAAGCAAAACAGAAGGAAUUGAGCUGAUGGGAAAGAACUUUGAAUGGGAACAUUCCUAAACCCAUCAACUUACUUAUUUGGGUGGGAGGGAGGGGACCACGGGAGGGAGAGGAGGGAUUGAUCACAGGCUUCUUUUAUUUCCACUGUUAAUCAUCCACCUUCACUAUACUGUUCUGUCUGCUUUGGGCGGGGUGCAGGAGAGAGACCAUGUGCCAUGGGACUGGUGGCAUGUUCAGGGACAGCCAUGGGGACUUGGCAGCUCAAAACGGAUGGCAGCAGAGCAAAAGAAACUUUUGCUUUGGAAGCACAGCCGAACUCCCCAGGGCAUUGUCAUAGAUGGCACCUAGAGCAUGGGCUGCUUCAGUCAGGGGGACGUGCCUGUGUUGUCCAGAGAGCCCAGCCAGGGACUAAAAAGGAGAUGAGGCCCCUUUCCUCCACCUCCCCGUGACCAGACACAUACCUUGGCCAUAAUUUAUUUUAGAAUCCCUUUGGGAAAGAAAUACGGAUUUUGGAGUUUCUGGUAAACUCACCCUCUCUCCAGCCCUGCUAUGAGGAGGAAAGUAGAGAUGAAGGACACACACUGCUCAUGGAUUUGGAGAGGAUUGUCUUUGAGCCAAGAUGUGGACAGCAGUGAAGUUGGUCCUUAAGAACGUGUGGCACGACCGGAGCUGGGCUCCUGACAGAUGGGCUUGUGUUGUGUCCCCUGUGAUGGCACCAAAGUCCAGGGAAGGGGGCUCUUGAUGUCUGCUGGGGAAGUAGGGGCAGCUCAGGAUGAAUGCAGUGCCCUGUCCUGGCUGCUUCCCUGAGGGUGUAGCUCGCAAAGGAGGGAAUCUGGUGCUGGCUUUUCCUUCAGGCAGGGUCGCUCUGACUUGUUGAAUAAUCAGCAGGUUGACCUGGUCAAACACACUGGACCUCACCUUCCACACCCUGGACCCCCCAUGCUCUGCCUUUGUGUAAGUCCCCACCCCACCGAAUCAUUGCUGCCAUGCUCUCUACAAGUUUGUAAGUUUCUGGAAAGCCCCUGACAUCUCCAUGCUGAUGCGAGUGAGCCCCCUUCUGCCUAAUGUGAGCAGUUGGCAUCAUCCACUUGGCCCCUGCUGGGCACUUCAGUCGCUCAAUGAUGUGCUGUGCGCCAGGGCUUCCAAGCACCCUGCCUGCUAACAGAGGGUAGCCCGGUGGAGCCCUCUGCUGGGCAGAAGUGAUGGGCAAGGCUUAAUGGCUGGUGGCUUUCAGAUGUGAGGGAAAGGAAGAAUUCUACUUCAUGAGGACUAGAGUAAGUGUGGGGCCUUUAAGUCUGGAAAGUUACAUUCUGCUUCUUUCUCAGUUGCUACACAAAUGUGCAGCCAGCCUUUUUUCUUAGGCCCACUGAGAUCCCUGCUCAGUGGGUCUGAAUUGUACCUCCAGUCUAAGAGAAUGGAGGAGAGAGGGGGGUACCCAGGGCCGCCUCCACUCCUUAGGUGGCCCCUGAGAACAUCUGCCAGGGAGAGUACCAUGGGGAGGCCUCUGCCCUGAGCAUCAUCACAGGGACGCCUUCAGACCUGGCUGAGAAAAGCCUCUGCUUGGGCCUAGGAAGAAGGGCAGAAGUCCAAAGGAAACCUUGGUGAGUGUGUGUGUGUGUGUACGAGCCUGUGCAUUUCUUUAAGCCUAAAGCAAUGGCAGUUUCCUGCAGUAGGAGGGCAGAUGACUGGCAUCCUUGCUGUGAGGAAGAACUUUGUGAAUGGGCCUCUUGGCUGUACCCUAGGGUGUGGGAAUUUGCCUGGGCCAGUGCCGCCCUCUGCUGGGCUCUUCCAGGAGCAUUGAACACUGACGAUGUCAAUGCAAGCAUCUGACCAACAGGGGGAGCCUGCAGGCCGAGCAAAGUUUAACCCACUUAGCCACUGCUACUUAAGCAAGGAAGCUGAAAAGUAACCUUAGCCCUACCUUGUGUUCCAAAAGCUGCAGGGAUCAUUUGCUGACUGUCCCUAAGUUCAAGGCCUCCCUACCUUCUCCUUCUCCAAGUCACGACUCCCACCCCCCGCCUGGGUCAGGCAGCCCAGAAGAGCACUUUUCUGCCAUUUAAAAAUCCCUCUUUCGUCCGGGCACGGUGGCUCACGCUUGUAAUCCCGGCACUUUGGGAGGCCGAGGCGGGCAGAUCACGAGGUCAGGAGAUCCCAGCUACAGGCUGAGGCAGGAGAGUGGCGUGAACCUGGGAGGCGGAGCUUGCAGUGAGCCGAGACCACGCCACUGCACUCCAGCCUGGGUGACAGCGAGACUCCGUCUAAAAAAAAAAAAAAAAAAAAAAAAGUCCCUCUUUCGUGCCCCCAGUCCAGUGUUGGCUGGAAGCGUGCCGGAGUUCCACCGGCAGGGCAGCUGUUCUGGGAGCAAACAGGCCCACACUCCAACUGUAUAGGGCAUUAUCUGAAGAGUCAGUGACCCCUGAAUGUGUUCUGACUCCCAGGCCUCCUCAGACUUGACCCAGGUCUGCUCAGUGAUCCUGAAGAGGAAACUGGGGAGGGGGCUUCCAUCUGCCCUGCGUGGAAGAGGAGAGCAAGGUGCCCCUGACUGUGGGCUGGGAGCCUGUGGCGGUUUUGCCAUUGCUGAUCUUGAUAGAAUCCUAAACCAAUGUAUAGCUGAUGACAGUUCCAUGGGGAGAGAAAUCCUGUUAUGAUUAAUUCUGCGCUAUAAUGUCUGGCCUGGUUUUUUUUUGGAUUAUUUUCCCCAUUGUGAUCCUAAGCUCUUAAAAAACUUGAGAGAAAACAUCUAAUUUACUAAAAGAGAAAGCUUUCCAUUGAAAGGUAAAUACUUUGAGGAGUAAAAAGACUUCUUUGAAUGCCAGUAAACACCUCAUUUAUUUGGCGUAUGCAGUUUGAUUUGCACAUGUAUAAAUGGAGAUGCUUUUUUUCAUUUUUGCUUGGACUGGGUUUUUGUCACUGCUCAUUACAGUUUGCUUUUUUGUGUGUUUGUUGUGUGUUUGGAGAUAUUAGUUUCUUUGGUGAUAUUUGUUUCCUUGAUGUGCCUUUUCACUUUUCUUUGGGGUUAGUUUUUGGAAUCUGGAUGCUGUUGAAGGGCAAUAGCAGACUCCUCCAGCUAGGAGACAGGACAUGUUCUUGAGUCACUGUAGCUGUUCAGGCUGGACACCAGAAGCUCCCUGCAGCCACCCCGCCAGGCCAUAGCGUGUAUGCAUGUGCACUUCCACCCCCAGCGGAGGGUGUGAAGCCUUGAGAACCUCAAGAAAGGGCUGGAUUCUGCCAUACCUUUUGGUCUACCUUGGGACUGCUGGUUGCCAGUGUGUCAACCGGCCUGUGUUCCCUGCCACCCACGCACUUGCUGAGGUGUGGCUGAGGCAGAAGCAUGUGAGCAGGUGCAUCCACAAAGCUCAAGGCCCUGCUUGGAGAAGAAAUACUUCAGCAUCAUGACAGGGAAAGAACGUGCACCUUUUUUGUUUCUUUAGUGAAUGCAAGACUUAAUGAAGGUGAAUAAUAAGCUUCCCCAAGCCCAGUUCAACUCACUGGCAGGGUUGACAUCAGUAUGACGUGUUGGACUGAAACUAUAUGUCUAUAGGUAGGUACGUGCCUUUUAGAGUAGACCCCGGUGGCCACCCCAUUUCUCCAAGGUGGUUUACCUAGCUUGUGUAUAUAAUUAGACAUUGCCACCCUCACCUCUGGCCAAAAAUUCUUGAUUUAAAAAAAAAAAAAAAAGUCUUAUUUUGUUAACGACAGGCUCUGUUGUAUGUGUUACUAUCCCAAGCCUGGAUUAUUUUAUUUAUUUAAAAGUAUUGUCAUUUCCAUAUUGGCUUUAUUUUAACCCCAUCCAUCCCUGUGGGGCUGCAGAGCAUCUUCAUGUGAGUAGACAGAUGGACAUAAAUAGAUUCAUGCUCAUUUAGGAAGCUGAGAGUUUCAUGAAGCUGAGGGUGAGUUCCUGUGAUUCUUGUUGGCUUCAACAAAAAGUGGGAGACCAAGUUUUUAUAGCAAAAGACCAAAUUAGUUGUAGAGUCUGGAAUGCAGAAAAAAAAUCACCCUAGCUUUUUUAGCACUUAGGGUUUUGUGAGGAUUCAGUGUUUAGCACAGUGCUUGGCACAUAGUAAGCCCUAGUAAAUGUUAAAUAUUGUUAUUAGUGUUUCCUAAAACUUGAGAAAUAAAGAGCUGAGCUCAUUCCCUUCCUGUUGAUUCAAAAAUACCUACAUGAAAACAUGAUUCCAAGUUGAUUGAAUGUUGUAGGAAUUACUGGUUUAGAGUAGCCCAGUUCUCGGCCUACCCUGCUGGUUGGGAUUUUACUGUAUUCUUGAAUACACUGGUUUGAAAAUAUGCCAGACUUCAGCCCCCAAGGAAACAAGGCUGCAAGAAUUUAUGAACUCCAGCUGGAAAGGGUAAAGGUGACCUUUGGCUAGCAACAUACCGGACCUUACCCCACUGAUAUCUUUCAGAACAUUCCAAGAGUUUUCCUCAAGGAACAUUUUUGAGCUAGAAAUUAAAAUGGGUUCUCUGGCAGACUGCACCCCUUGAGUCAAAGUUAACAGUAUUCCUUUGAAUGCAGUAAGGGAGGCUUUUCUGCGUUAAGGGGGACCAAUCGAACUUACGCAUUCCCCAGGCAAGUCCCUUUGCCGCCCUACAGCCUGGGGUGGCCCCUCCUGUCCUCAGGGAUGGGACUCCCAGGCUGGUUAGCUCUGCAUGUUUCCAUCAAAUUAAAGGUUAUUCCCUGGCCUCAUCCCAGAGAAAACCAACCCCACCCUGCCAGCUGCGGGCAAUAGGGCAGGGAUUUUGGCCUCCCAGAACAGCUCCUAGAGGCUGCUCAUGAUUGAAUGAUGUUUUCCCAAAUCACCUAAAUAUUGGUUUGCUUUUUGUUUUGGGAGAGGAUUUGGCCUCUUACUUCCCCAGUGGAUUGAAAGUUUUAUCUCCUGCCCUGUCUUGGCACAACUCUGGAUAGAUUACAGGUUGGAAUUUGCUGGAGUUUGGUGUCUUUUUCAAAUUCCUUUGGAUUCUCUUCAGCCAAAUCAGCAGUCUCGUCCUGUGGAUGCAGUGAUUGCAAUUUCCCAUCUGCAAAGCAUGUCUCUCUAGCCCAGAUUUUGUGGAGCCUUAAGAUACUCCCUCGCUGCCACCCUGACCCCACAGCUGGAGAACCCUGUGCUUAUGUGGUGGGCAGGGCCACUGUUGAUGGAGGAUGGCGGGGAAGGGGUGGUGCUCAAAGGAUCUGUGGUGCUGGAGGUCUAAAUGCCUCUCAGGACAGUAGGUCAGGAACCUCAGAGCAGCUUCAUGUCUGCCAAAGCUGAGAGGGAGCAAACUUGGGAAGCAUUUUGCUCACUGUCCUACCCAAGUUUUAAUAGCAUAAUAGUUGAUGCCAAAGGCGAUGGUGACGUCCCUUCCACUGCAGUUGCUGUCACAACCUUGAUGUCUUUAAGCUAAUGGCCAUUUGCAUCUGUGUCUUCAAACAGAUCCUGGUUACAGCCAUUUUCUAUCGUUCACUUCUGGGGUUAAGUAAUGCAGGGUUCUGCAAACAAGGUGUCGCUGUCCAAAUGUACUGUACUGGCAUAGAGAGCACUGCUUUGUUUUCCACUGUUGUAGAGAAAACUAGGGAGAACUUUAUUUUUCAAUAAACUUUUCUUGUGUGA
This is a messenger RNA of Rhinopithecus roxellana (golden snub-nosed monkey), 8273 nucleotides long. It is a transcript of the gene MGAT5, whose product is annotated as alpha-1,6-mannosylglycoprotein 6-beta-N-acetylglucosaminyltransferase. Bases 146 to 2371 code for a protein of 741 amino acids. The transcript has 16 exons. Gene Ontology annotation, molecular function: alpha-1,6-mannosylglycoprotein 6-beta-N-acetylglucosaminyltransferase activity. Gene Ontology annotation, biological process: protein N-linked glycosylation. The record is from RefSeq and is a predicted model, not a curated record. NCBI's taxonomy places the organism in Eukaryota, Metazoa, Chordata, Mammalia, Primates, Cercopithecidae. Gene Ontology annotation, cellular component: Golgi apparatus.